Molecule: messenger RNA, 3168 nt
Organism: Haplochromis burtoni (Burton's mouthbrooder)
Lineage: Eukaryota; Metazoa; Chordata; Actinopteri; Cichliformes; Cichlidae
Product: multidrug and toxin extrusion protein 1
Exons: 16
Coding region: 1-1743 (580 amino acids)
Biological process (GO): xenobiotic detoxification by transmembrane export across the plasma membrane
Cellular component (GO): membrane
Molecular function (GO): xenobiotic transmembrane transporter activity; antiporter activity
Source: RefSeq, a predicted model, not a curated record
AUGGAAGAUUUAGUAUCUGAAAGUACAUGUAGAGGGGUAAUUGGUCAGUCCAGAACAGACGAAUUGCCUCCUUCUGCUGCUCUCAGUGUUGACUCAUCCUGCGGAUCCUGCCUGAAAAGCAUCAAGCGCUGGGUGCCUUUGGACUACAAGCAUGAAAUGGUUCAGCUUUUAAAACUUGCAGGUCCUGUGUUCAUUUCACAGUUGAUGAGCUUCCUGAUCGGCUUCGUCAGCGCGGUGUUCUGCGGUCACCUGGGAAAGACGGAGCUGGCAGGGAUGAUGUUAGCAAUGGCAGUCAUAAAUAUCACAAGUAUUUCCAUCGGCUAUGGUUUGAUAUCAACAUUUGAUACUCUCAUAACCCAGACUUAUGGAAGUGGUAACCUGAAGCGUGUAGGAGUGAUACUCCAAAGAGGAGUUUUGAUCCUCCUCUUAGCCUGUUUCCCCUGCUGGGCUCUCCUUAUUAACACUCAGUCCAUUUUGCUGGCUGUCAAGCAGAGCACGCAGGUUGCAAGACUGUCACAGCUGUAUGUGAAGAUCUUUAUGCCGGCUCUGCCAGCUGCCUUCAUGUACCAUCUGCAGGGGAGGUAUCUUCAGAAUCAGGGCAUCAUGUGGCCCCAGGUGAUAUCCGGAGCCAUAGGAAAUGUUUUAAAUGCUGUUAUCAAUUACAUCCUCCUCAGUGUUCUGGAUCUGGGGAUUGCCGGAUCCGCAGCUGCCAAUGCCAUCUCACAGUACUCCCUGGCUGUGUUUCUGUUUUUAUGCAUCUACAUCAAAGGGCUGCACAUACCUACAUGGGAUGGCUGGUCUGGAGAUUGCCUGCAAGAAUGGGGUUCCUUCCUCCACUUGGCCCUCCCCAGUAUGCUGAUGUACUGUCUGCAGUGGUGGUUGUAUGAGAUUGCAGGGUUCCUGGCUGGUGUCAUCAGUGAAACAGAGUUGGCGGCUCAGUCUGUAGCUUAUGAAGUGUCUACUGUCGUUUUCAUGUUUCCUGUAGGCUUUUCUGCUGCUGCCAGUGUUAGGGUUGGAAAGGCUCUUGGUGGUGGGAACACAGAACAAGCUAAGCUGUCCAGCAAGGUCUCCCUUCUCUGUGCAUUGAUUGUCUCAUGUUUCCUUGGAGCCGGUAUUGGUAUAGCCAAGGAUGUGAUUGGUUACAUAUUUACCACAGAGAGAGACAUUAUACAGAGGGUGGCUAAUAUCAUGAAGAUAUACAGUUUCAUCCAUGUUGCUGAGACUAUUGCGGGUGUGUCAGGAAGCAUUGUCAGGGGGGCAGGGAAGCAGAAGAUUGGUGCGCUGUGCAGCUUGGUGGGAUACUACCUCAUUGGGUUCCCGAUUGGAGUAUCUUUAAUGUUCCCUGUGAAAAUGGGAAUUUUUGGGCUUUGGACUGGGUUUUUAGUUAGUACUUCUUUACAGUCCAUGUUUUUUAUAACUUUCCUGUGUAAACUAAACUGGACGAAAGCCACUGAGGAGGCACUUGUAAGAGCAGGAGUCCAAAUUACAGAGAGGAAUACUAAUGUUUCCCUGAGCACCCUGGACCCAAGGGAAAAAUGCGUAACGACCAGCCGAUCCAGUUCUGUGAUUCCAGUAGAAGAAAGGCCAGAGCCACUCAAUUCAGAUGAGAGGGCCUUGGGCGCCAUGGCCUUAUCCACCAGGCAGCUGGUGUUACGACGUGGUGCCACUGUGCUGCUAAUGUUCGUCAUCCUUGCUGCUGGAGUUAUCAUCAGCGAGAUUCUCAUCAGACGCCUUGAAAAGUGAUUGAAUAAUGUGUGCAGUACAAAACAAACAAACAAGUCUGCCUUUAGGAGUAUAUGUGACAUGUAUCAUAGUAAAGCAUAUCUUAUAAACCAGCUUAAUAUUUAUCACAGGAUGCUGUGAAGUUCUGUCUGCACCCAUAAUAUGAAGUAAUUAGGAUGACUGUGAAGACUGUGAAUUGCCCCAUCUCAACUAAUUCGUCAUUUAAAAUAUUCAGUCCAACUUUUACACAAUUUUAGGCCAUUUUGUUUUCUGCACUUAGUGCAUGAGAUGGCAAAUAGCAGCAUUAGAAUGAGCAGUAAUUACUGAGCUUUCUAAAAGUCAAACACGCUUCUUGGGGCUGAAUUAUAGCUUCAUUUCCUGACAUUACUGCACAAUCAAAAUGUCUUUAAAGCCACAGAAUAUUAUCUGCUUGCCAUUUCAGUAGUAGUAUUUGAGGUCAGUUUUCUAGCUCUUUCUAGAUCUAAUUUAAUCCAUAGUCGGAAAAAUAUAGUAAAAAAUAGGGCUUAACUGAAUGAAAAGCCAAACUGAAAAUAGUUACUGUAUAGACAAGACGUUCUUUUUUAUAGGAACAUGCUGUGUAAGCUGAGCACCAAUCGAGACUGUGAAAUAAAUAAAAUUUCCCAUCCUACAAUUCAUAGCCUGAAUUGGUGCCGCAAUUAGAACCUAACAUGAUUAAAGGUUAUAUUUAGGCUACAGCACAUCUGUGGAAGGGUGCUUUCAUCAUCAAAAGACAGAAAUGCUACUCUCUUGCUUGGUUUAUCUUGCGUUCCUUUGAUCUGUGUUGCCAAAUUUGAUGAUAAUGAAAGGCCUGUAUGUGCUCACUGUAACAUGCUGGCUGGAUAAAGACAUGUCACCCUGAGCAAAUCAACCACCUGUUCCCUCUGCCCGAGCAGAUAACCAGCUCACAGCUGAAGCCUGCUCAUAAAUAAAGGAUUCAACCUGCUUAACAAUGAACAGUCAACCAUGUGGGAUUUUGGCAUGUAUAUGUGGUGUUUGUACACAGCUAUUAAUUAAAUAAAUUGACUGUUUGUCUGUAAUAUCUAAGGUUAGCCUGGAAUCAGUUAGCGCAAAGGCUAGAAAGAGGAAUCACUGCUCAAAGAUAACAAAAUCUGCAUUUAAAUACCUCUAAAGCUCACUAUCUACUCAAUUGUGACCAGUGACUAUACCAGAGCCUGGCUCCUCCUUGUACAGUCUGUCCUAAAGCAAAGACAUGCUAUUGUGUUUGGGCCAGAUUUCAAUUAAUUCUUUUUUUGGAGCAAGUCAAGAACAAGUAAAUAAGAAAUCUGAUUUUUAUUUGAUUUUAAUCUGAACUCAACCAGCAUGAGAAGUUCCCAAAUUACGCUCAUAACAUGUUAAGUGAAUAGAAAACAGGGGAACAGGUUUUGGUUGCUCUAGCUUUAUUUUUGCUUUUUCUCAUCAAGCAUA